AUGAUUAGGCUCAGAAUAUCAAGGACGAUACAUUUUACUGUUCGUGGAGCAAGUAUUGGUCAUGUAAGACAUUAUUCAAACAAGUUACAACAAGAAGCUUUCUUGAGAGAAUAUAAGAUUCGAUCAUCAUUAGAAAGACAUAUUUAUUAUUAUGCACUGAAACCAUUAUCUAAGUUUUCCAUCCAGAGGUUGUAUGAUCAAUCACAAAAAUUAUCACCCACAUUCAUUUUACAGAAUGCUUCAGAAACCAUAGAAUAUUUAUUAGCAUAUAAUGCUCGUAGGCUCAAAGAAUUCAGGAAUUUACCUUAUUUAGUAGUUUUAAAUCCAUCGAUUUCUGAAUCUUAUAAUAGUUACUUGCAAACCAUGUCGUCCUUAAUAACGGCAAGUUUGAAUACCCCUACGACAUUGAAAGAGAAUAGUGAGUUUGCAGAAAAAGUAUUAACAGAGUUUAUAGAUAUUCAUUCUGACACCUUACCCAGCUUAUCUAAAGGAUUCAAUGAAGUGAUAAAUUUUUUGCCCUAUACCAAGAUAAAGGAGUUCUUAGAUGCUCAUUUAAGAGAAAGGAUCAGUAUGAGGUUAAUUGCUCAUCAACAUAUACAAUUAACUAAAGCUUUAGAUACCAAGGAUUACGAGAAAGGUGGGAAAUAUAAUGGAGUCAUUAAAUUAUUAGAUAUCAAUGAAGUUAUAAAGAAUAAUGCCGAAAUGGUUAAUGGGAUCUUCCUCAUGAAGUAUGACCAAUCUGUUCCCAUUGAAAUCGAUAAUAAUCUUUAUUCUAAAAAUUACUGGAGUAGACUGGAACCAGAUUUAGAUCCUAAUUUCAAAGCUGACCAUGUUAAAUUCCCCUAUAUAGAAUAUCAUUUAGAUUAUAUUCUAAUGGAAUUACUAAAAAAUUCUUUCAGAGCUCACAUAGAGAAUAAAGUCGAAGAUCCGGUGAAAAUAACCAUUGCUGUACUGCAAAACCCAUCAUUCCUCGAAAUGAGAAUCAGAGAUAAAGGUAAAGGUAUAUCACCAACAACUUUGAAACACAUGUUUGAUUAUUCUUUCACUACAUUUGAAUCGGUUGAAGGUGAAGCAUAUAAGACUAUCAACGUACCACCAGGGAUGGGUAAUGCAGUUGCUGGAAUGGGUUAUGGCCUUCCAUUACUGAAAAGUUAUAUAGAGAUAUUCAACGAUACCAUACCGCAACAAUUGGAUGAAGAUUUCGACGAUAAGAAAGUCAAAGGCUCAUUAUCGGUUCAAACAUACCAUGGUUGGGGUACUGAUGUUUAUCUCAAAACAGUAGGAUCAUAA
This is a messenger RNA of Yamadazyma jaroonii, 1290 nucleotides long. Lineage: Eukaryota; Fungi; Ascomycota; Pichiomycetes; Serinales; Debaryomycetaceae. The record is from the annotation of a GenBank genome assembly.